AUGGCCCCGCCCCAGCCCCUCUUCCUAGGCCUCGACUGCUCAACGCAGGCGCUCAAGGCGUCCCUCCUCUCGUCCGACCUGCGCGUCCUCGCCGAGGAGGAGGUGCGCUUCGACAACGACCUGGCGCACUUCGGCACACGCGGCGGCGUGCUCCAUGGUCCCGAGGGAUCGGGGGAAGUCUUCUCGCCCGUCCUGCAGCCCGUCGAGGCGCUCGACUUGUUGUUGGAGCGGAUCAAGGCCGCCGGGUGGGACGUGGACUCUAUCCGCGCCGUGUCCGCCGCGGGGCAGCAGCACGCGACGGUGUACUGGUCGCAUGAGGCCUCGCGCCUGCUUGGCACCCUCGACCCCGGCGCGCCGAUGGCGCCGCAGCUGCUCCGCGCGUUCUCGCGCGAUAUCAUCCCCAACUGGCAGGACUCGUCCACCGGCGCCGAGUGUGCGGAGAUCACUGCCGCCCUCGGCUCCGCGGAGCAGCUGGCCGACGCGACCGGCUCGUCGGCACACACGCGUUUCUCGGGCGCGCAGAUCGCCAAGUUCCGUAAAGUGUCCCCCGAGGCAUACGCCGACACCGCGCGCAUUUCGCUCGUGUCCAGCAUGGUCACGACGCUGCUCUGCGCCGACGGAGACGUGAAGGGCAUCGACGAGAGCGACGCGUGCGGCAUGAACCUGUGGGACAUGCGCUCGCGCGCGUGGUCCGAGCCUGCUCUUGCUGCCGUUGCGGGCGGCGGAGGCGACACCGCCGCGCUGAGGAGCAAGCUCGGCCUCGUGGAGACGGACGGCGGGCGCGUGGUCGGGCAGAUCGGACAGUGGUUCGUCAAGCGGUACGGCUUCAGCCCCGAGUGCAUCGUGCUCCCCGGCACGGGCGAUAACCCCGCCACGUUCCUCUCGCUUGUCUUGCGCGAGUCCGAGGGCCUGCUGUCCCUCGGCACGUCGGACGUCGUCAUGGUCUCGACGGCAGCGUAUACCCCGCACCCAGAAUACCACGCCUUCUUCCACCCCGCGCAGAUUGCCCCGCCGAGCAAGGACGGCACAGCGGUUGCUGGUGCGCAGGCUGAGCAGCUACGAUACUUCAACAUGCUGGUGUACAAGAGUGCGUACGUCGGCUGGUCGCCGCUGACCCCAGACGGAUCCCUCGCGCGCGAACACGUGAGGGACAAGUACUUUGCCAAGUGUUGGGACGACUUCAACGCCGCCGCGGAGCGGCUGCGGCCAAAGAGCGCAGCAGACGUGCCGUCCCGCACGGCCUUCUGGUGGCUCCUCCCAGAUAUUAUUCCGGCCAACGCUCACGGCGUGCACAAGUACGAGGGGCGGGACGCGGCGAGCGCGGGCAGCGUGGACGCCUUCGCCGACCGCGACGCGGAAGCCCUCGCGAUCCUCGAGUCCCAGAUGCUCAACUACCGCUCGCGCUCGUCCGCGAUCCUCGGCAGCCCCGCGGGCCUGUCGCGCGCAUACGUCGCCGGCGGGGCGGGCAAGAACCCGACCAUCUGCGCCGUGGCCGCCGACGUGCUCGCGUGCCCCGUGUCCAAGGCGGUCGAGUGGGACGGGCGCCAGUGGGGCGAGGCGGGGUGGAACGCGUGCUCCGUCGGCGUGGGGUACAAGGCGCGCUGGGGAUGGGAGCGCGAGGCGGCGCGUCAGCGCGGGGACGGCGCGCGCGCUAGCAUCGGGUUCGACGACCUGAUUGCUGAGAUUCGACGGGCACGGCGCGCGGCACUGCCUGCUGAGGCUCUGUCUGCCGCCGACGCGCCAGACGACGAGGGCGUCGCCAACGUCGCGGUUCCAGGUCCGGGCGCUGGCGCGUACGACGCGGCCGUGGGCUGGUGGCAGGCGCUGGAGGCGCGCGCUCUCGCGGGCAAGUAA
Vanrija pseudolonga is the source of this 1854-nucleotide messenger RNA. Its product is annotated as putative D-xylulose kinase A. The coding region runs from base 1 to 1854 and encodes 617 amino acids. The record is from RefSeq and is a predicted model, not a curated record. NCBI's taxonomy places the organism in Eukaryota, Fungi, Basidiomycota, Tremellomycetes, Trichosporonales, Trichosporonaceae. Gene Ontology annotation, cellular component: cytosol. The transcript has 3 exons. Gene Ontology annotation, biological process: xylulose metabolic process; phosphorylation. Gene Ontology annotation, molecular function: D-xylulokinase activity.